Pezoporus occidentalis (night parrot) is the source of this 3601-nucleotide messenger RNA. RefSeq names its product YY1 associated factor 2 (gene YAF2). The transcript has 4 exons. Bases 299 to 841 code for a protein of 180 amino acids. Gene Ontology annotation, molecular function: transcription coregulator activity; DNA binding. Gene Ontology annotation, cellular component: nucleus. Gene Ontology annotation, biological process: positive regulation of DNA-templated transcription. The record is from RefSeq and is a predicted model, not a curated record. NCBI's taxonomy places the organism in Eukaryota, Metazoa, Chordata, Aves, Psittaciformes, Psittacidae.
CCCCGGCUCCGCCGCCUCCCGGCUCGCAGUGCCCGAGCCGCCGGCGGUUGCGAACCUGCCGCCGUGCGCGGCCCGCCGGGCGCCGCGGCCUGCGGGCGGGCGCUGGUUGGCGGCGGGGGGACACGUGAGGGGGGCGGCGGCGGCGGCGGCAGGAGUUUCCCCGACAGCUGGAGGUUGCGGCGGCGGCUCCUCCUCCCCGGGUCCCCGUUAGAGCCGAGAGACCCCCCGCGCUCCUCCUUAUUGACAAACACACAAAGGGCUGCGCCGGGGCCGGGCCGGGGACGCGUCUGGAGCCGGCAUGGGAGACAAGAAGAGCCCGACCAGGCCGAAGCGGCAGCCGAAACCCUCCUCGGACGAGGGCUACUGGGACUGCAGCGUCUGCACCUUCCGCAACAGCGCCGAGGCCUUCAAGUGCAUGAUGUGCGACGUGAGGAAGGGCACCUCCACACGGAAACCUCGACCUGUCUCUCAGCUGGUUGCACAACAGGUUCCUCAGCAGUUCGUGCCCCCUACCCAAUCAAAGAAAGAGAAAAAAGACAAAGUAGAAAAGGAAAAAAGUGAAAAGGAAACAACAAGCAAAAAGAACAGUCAUAAGAAAACCAGGCCAAGAUUGAAAAAUGUGGAUCGAAGUAGUGCUCAGCAUUUGGAAGUUACCGUGGGAGAUCUUACAGUCAUAAUUACAGACUUUAAGGAGAAAACUAAGUCACCACCUGCUUCCAGUGCUGCUUCUGCAGAUCAACACAGUCAGAGUGGUUCUAGCUCUGACAACACAGAGAGGGGAAUGUCCAGGUCAUCCUCGCCCAGAGGAGAAGCGUCAUCACUGAAUGGGGAAUCUCAUUAAAGUUUUAUUUCCUCAGUUUCUUUAGUCUCUUCCCUUCAAAACAUGCAAAUACAUAACUGCUGUCACCUGUUACCACAUUUUCAUGACAGAUUGUUCAUGCACAAUUGGUAUGUUGACUGGAACAUAAUUUAUGCAGUUUUAAAUAAAGGAAAAAAAGUGCAGUGGUAGAAACAAUAAUUUAAAUUCAAUCUACAAAUGCUUACAGACCAUUUUCAGACCAACUUUUUAAUCUUCAUGUGUAAAGGUGCCAUGAAAAUGUGGUUUGAAUGUUCAUUAUGCAGUGUUACUGGUAAGUCCAUUUUCACUUUUAGUUUAGUGAAUUCUAACACAACUCUUGGAGUCUUUACUAUUGGCAUGUACUGAAUUUAAAUUUUUAUAACAUAGUUCAAGCUGCCUAAAUAUGUAUUAUUUGAGAAUUGUGAAACAUAGUUAUAUGUAUGCAAGUCAAAGAUCAACUUAAUCAACUAUUGCUGCAACAGAAUUUUCAUAAUAAUUAUCUUAAAAACACCUGCUGGUACUUGGUGUGGUUAAAUAGGGAAAAUGUUAUUAAAUGAAACGUUUGUAUGAAUUUUUGCCAAUGUUUGACACGUUUUACUAGAUUUACUGAAUUAUGUUGAUGGGUUUACCAAUAUUUUUUCACACUUUAAAACACUUAUUGUAAUGUUUACAAGCAAAAUAGAAAACACAUUCUAAGCAUUGAUUUGUUAACCUUACAAUUCAGGUAAAGUAUGACAUUGUCACUGUACACUGUUAUUCUAUGUUGUGUAACAAAUAUUGAACCUCAGAUGACAGUGAAUUUGACAAAACCCAACAUUUGGAAAUAUGAAAGUUUGGAAAAGCUUUAAAAUAGCAGAAGUGCAUUUCUCAUUUCUGCUUAGUGCUGUUUCCUUGGCCCAAAUUUAUCUAGUGUCACAUAGUCACUUAUUUCAUCACACGAAUAUCAGGUGUUGCACAAGAAUAAGGAAGUAACAGUACUAUUAAUUUUUUGUUCCUGAAUCAAUUUCUUUAAUGUUGAUUUGGCCUAUUUGAAUAUAUUAUGUCAUAAAUCAUAUUAAAAAACUCAGUACCCUACUUUAUGGCAUAAGCUGCCAACUUUUAUGCACUUAGCAAUAUACUGAUGCAGAGCAGAACUAUUUACAAUCCCAUCUGGUAUUAUGUAAAAUUACUAAUAAAAUAUUUUUGUGAAUACAGAUUUUGCAUUUUUGUUUACAACCAAUAAGUGUUUUGACACACACAUGCAAUCCAUGUAUAGAUUUUAAAUUAUAGAUUCAGGUUCAGUACAAAUGUCCAUUUAGCUCCUUUUAGUGAGGUAGGCUGCUUAUUCCUAUGAUUCUUUUCUUUUUCAUUCAAAGUAAAUAUAUUUUUAAGCCCAUGUAAAAGUUGGAUAGACCUUAUUGGUAGUGAAUCCAGCCCCAGAUUAUUACCAGUAUAUAUUACCAACGUAUGAUAUGUCUCCUAACAGCUGAAGCAAUGGAUUUUUGUAGCCCCUGACAAUUGUGAUGUUUGGUGGUUUCUUGUAGUAAUGUAUUUUUCUGUUUUUAAUGCAGUACUUCUACAGGCACAAUGGUACUGUUCUAUUUUGUAAGAUGGUAGUUGUGAAAUACAGUUAGUUGCAUAAAAUGGAAGUCUGAUGUGAUAUCUGAGAACAUACAUACCUCAUUCCUUGGUGUUGCUGUUUAAACUUUUUAGACAUCAAAUGUUAAUUAUAGGCUAUUUCAGAUGGAUAACUACUGACCUGUUUAUUAUGUAUCCUGCUUUAUCUUACUAAAUAGGAUGUCUGUUCAUUGCCAUUACCUGGCCAAAUCUUAGUAUCUGUAAAACGAUGCAUUUUAAGGUUCUUAAAUGUUUUGGGGGCUGGGCUGGUAUGCAGAAUAACAUACACUAGUUUUUGAAAGAAAAAAUACAUGCUUCUGAACUUUAUUUUUUUUUAUAUAUUUUAUUUUUAGGUGGGACUAUUUGCAGAAUAUACUGAUGUAAUGGAUUACAAGGGAGCUGAAACUGUUUAAAGUAAGCAGUUUAAUGGUAGCAGAUCUCAGUGAAAGAUGUUUUAUGAAAUGUGUUUCUAAUUUAAAAUGUAAUGAAUGCUAACACAUUUCAGAAUUCCUUGCAAACAAAUAAUAACCUAUUACCAGUAGUUCACUAAAUGGGAAACGUAUUUUCAUUUAACUUUAUGUGAAUAAGCCACCCAGCACUGCCAACAAAGAGGGCUCUUUGUAUCUUCAGAAACGAGCUGCCAUUUGGUUUGGACGGAAGGGAGGAUGGAGUGGACUUUACUAUGAUUCAGCUGUUUCCAGAGAUUACUCUCAGAAAUGUGGUAUAAGUAUGGUUAUAAUCAAAAAAGAAUACAGAAAAGUCUCACUGUUCUUUAUGGAAUAAGGCAUAGAAAUGCAGUUUCUAAUCAGAGAUACAGUUGUAAAAUCUCUAAUUCUAGAUCCUAGUCAUCUAGGAUCUAAAAACUGAGCUGUGGUGGUUUUGACUGAACUAUUAUGUUGUCAGCGUUUACAUUGCAAUGAUGCCUGUUUUGGCAUUUGUUAAGGUAAUGUUUGCCUGUUUGUGAUAAAGGGAUGUGACAAUACUGACAGCAGAGUAGAUGAAUUCUAAGUAGAAUAUGGCAUUUGGCUCUGUUCAUGUUAUAAUUUAAAUGAACUUCACUUUCAUAAUUUCUAAAUAUUUUUGACUUGUAGUAAUCCUAAAACCUUUUUCUAACUGUAAAUAUAUUUAAAAGCAUCCUUACUCCAUUUAUAAAAGGUGGAAAUUUAA